This is a messenger RNA of Cyphellophora europaea CBS 101466, 1452 nucleotides long. RefSeq lists its product as uncharacterized. The coding region runs from base 1 to 1452 and encodes 483 amino acids. Lineage: Eukaryota; Fungi; Ascomycota; Eurotiomycetes; Chaetothyriales; Cyphellophoraceae. The record is from RefSeq and is a predicted model, not a curated record. Gene Ontology annotation, cellular component: fungal-type cell wall. Gene Ontology annotation, molecular function: acid phosphatase activity. The transcript has a single exon.
AUGUCGGUGUUGAGAUUGCUGCGCCGCAGGACCACUUGGGCGUACAUCGUCCUGGCUGUUUCAUUUCUCUUCCUGCUCGGGGACCGUCUAUUCCAACUACUAUCUCUCGCUUCAAGCGCCGUGCCGUCUCCACCUACCUCUGAAGAAGCUCACAACUGGAACCUCUUCUAUCACCUCGGUGGCAAUGGCCCGUGGAUCCCAAAGCAUACCCGGGGAGGUACCCCAGAUGAUGCCUUACCGGAUGGCUGCAUGGUCGACCAGGUGCACAUGAUGUCUCGGCACGGGGAGCGAUAUCCAACAAGAAAUGCCGGCAGCCGCCAUCUCCAGCUUCUGGACAGGCUCAAGGCGCCCGAUGUUUCCUUACAAGGAGCACUCGAGUUUCUCAAUCAUUGGACUUAUUUCACCAGCCAACAAGAUCCUGCGUUCGAGAAUCUCACUGCUGAAGGGCCCUACGCCGGUACAAAACAAGCACGAGACACGGGCCGCAAGCUUCGUGAACGCUACGACCACCUUGUAUCAGCAGAAAAGAGGGUGCGAUUCUGGUCUUGCGAUUCUGGACGCGAUGUAGAAACAGCCCGGUAUUUUGCAGACGGCUUCUUCGGCUCGGAUUGGGAAAGUAAAGGUGUAGCCGAGCUAGAGAUCAUUCCAGAGGAUGCUGAUCGAGGAGGGGAUACUCUCACUCCAGGAGAUACAUGUCUCCGGUAUGUGGACGAUCUUGUGCAUGGCCAUGACCAAGGUUAUGGCAAGCUCGAGGCCUAUCAAAAGCACUUCACUGCACCCAUUAUCACGAAUCUUUCGAAGGCCGCUCCCGGCUUGGAGUUCAGUCACCUGGAUGUCUACAGCAUGAUGGAGAUGUGCGGGUUCGAGAUUCUUGCACGAGGAAGCAGUCCCUGGUGCGAAAUCUUCACACGUGAGGAAUGGCUCCAAUUCGAGUACGCUCGGGACCUGCUACAUUUCUAUCGGGCUGGACCUGGGAACGAAUUCUCACGGACAAUGGGUUGGCUUUAUCUCAACGCCACGGCCGAUCUAUUGAUGCAACCGUUGUCGAAAGACGUAUAUCUGAGCUUUGUGCACGACGGAGAUAUCGUGCCACUUCUGGCAGCCCUGCGAAUUCUUGAUGAAGAUGGCAAGCAGGAGCUGCCGACAGACCGCCGGUCAGCGGGCAGACGCUGGAAAACGAGUGAUGUCGUACCGAUGGGAGGACGAGUCUUGUUCGAGCGCAUUGCCUGUGGUCAUGAGCAAGACAGCCUCCAAAGAUUCAUGCGACUAUCUAUCAACGAUGGUAUCGUCAGCAUUCCAGGCCUCACCACGUCGCCGAUUGUACCCUACGGCGUCCCGGUCAAAGAUUUCUGGAAGUUUGUUGAGUUCAAGUUGACCGAGUACGGUGAAUUCCCCGAAGUGUGCGGGCUGCCAGCAGGAGCUGCUUCUAGAAUCACUUUCCUCCAUCAGUGA